This is a messenger RNA of Danaus chrysippus (African queen), 591 nucleotides long. Lineage: Eukaryota; Metazoa; Arthropoda; Insecta; Lepidoptera; Nymphalidae. The record is from the annotation of a GenBank genome assembly.
AUGAAAGUGUUCCUCAUUUUUCUUCUUUCAAUUUUAAUGGUUAUUAUGUGUCACGAUACUAAUUCCACGGAACAGUGUCCAAAUGUUAAAUCAUCCUUAAAUUUAUUGAGAAAAAGAAGACAUCUUACUUUUCCUGACAAAAGUAAUAUGGUGCUCACAAUAUCACUUGUAAAGGCAUUUCUAACACACGCUCCUGCAGGAUGGAAUUUAGCCUUAGAAAUAGAUGUUUUAUUCCCACUGCCAGAUUCAAAAUUUUCGAAUAAACAUUGGAGAAAGAAGCUUCAUCAUCGCCAGAAAAGAGAAUUUUGGGAGCGACUACAGAAUGCUUUCAAUCUCCAUAAUUUAAAUGGAAAAGCGUGUGUUUUAAAAAGCAUUUGUGAUGCUAAAAUCUAUUUGGCUGAACCUGGAAAAUCUCUAGUUCACGACUUGCUACGAGCGAUAUUUACAGCACCUAUACAUCAGGAGGACUUCACUAAUGAGAUCACAGAUGGAUACAGUGAAAUUUUGGACCCUGACUUCUGUCAACAACCCAUGGAUUGUCCUUUCUCCCUUCUUAAUUUCAUUUUUGCUUUAAACAAACAAAUAUAUUAG